This is a messenger RNA of Hordeum vulgare subsp. vulgare (domesticated barley), 1433 nucleotides long. RefSeq lists its product as uncharacterized. The coding region runs from base 1 to 1233 and encodes 410 amino acids. The transcript is spliced from 3 exons. The record is from RefSeq and is a predicted model, not a curated record. NCBI's taxonomy places the organism in Eukaryota, Viridiplantae, Streptophyta, Magnoliopsida, Poales, Poaceae.
AUGCCUAGCCUCGUUGGAGUUCCGCCCCGGGGCGCCCUGGACCUUCCCUAUCCCUCGAGACCACCGGAUCCGGAUCCCACCGACGAGAGCCCUCCAUUCCCGACCUCUGUGGUCCCUGUCGUCGCCUUGUCGUCGGAGUUCCCGCCAGCGGCGGCGGAUGGGGAACUGCCUCCCUGCGUUGGGGCAGAGGAGAACGGGAACCCCAGUGUGCUCGUGGCCGAGGAGCGAGCCGCCUCCCUGGUCCGCGCCGGCCUCCAGCCAGGCCUCACCUUGGCCCAGGAGCUCCUCGGCCCAGCUCCGCCCUCUCCUCCAGCCGACCCAAGAGGCCAAGACCCUAUAUGUUUUCUUUGGCUGGUGUCGUCGCUGCUGCAGUUCCUGGGCGACCGGGCCAGGUCCUUCGUCGAUGACCUCGCGCGCUACCUCCCGGGAGGAGCGGGGGACGCGCGCGCCGACCUCGCACGCCUCUUCGACGAGCUCCUCCGCCUCAAGGUGACUGCCGCCGACGUCGAGCACACCCGGCGCCGCCCCUCCGACCCCACCCUCGCCGCCUGGAUCCACCGCCUCAGGGACGCGGCCCACGACGCCGACGACCUCCUCGACGACAGCGAGGCGGGAGGUGCACGCGGAGGCGGCAGGCUGGGUCAAGCAUCGGGGUCUUCUCUCGAUCUAUCUGCGCGCUUCUACGCGGGGGACGAGGCGGCGCUGGCGGUGGCCAAGACGCUCAGCAUGUCCGGCAACGACUUCACCGUCACGGACGCCGCCACGGGCGCCCUGCUGCUGCGCGUCGACGGCGUCCUCUUCAGCCUCCGUCGCCGCUGCCUCCUCGCCGACGCCCACCGCUGCCCCGUCCUCACCGUCCAAGAAUCGGCGCUGGUGAUGAACACGCGGUGGAAGGUGUACCGCGGGGACAGCACGAGCCGGCGGGACCUGCUCUUCAUGGUGGUGAAGCCGUCGGUGAUCCAGCUACGGUGGUCCACCAAGGUCAGCGUCUUCCUCGCCAGCAACGACGCCGAGCAGGCCCCGGACUUCCGGAUCACCGGCAGCUACCACGACGGUGCCUGCUCCGUCUCCCUCGGCGAAUCCGACACCCUCAUCGCCAGGAUCGUCCGCCGCUCCACCGUGGUCAGCGCGCUGCUGGGCAAGAACGCCUACAGCGUCACCGUCAACGCCGGCAUCGACUACGCCUUCAUCGUCGCGCUCGCCGUCGUCCUCGACGAGAUGCACUACCAAUGACACACAGCUCAAGUCUCCUCCUAUUACCGCGGGUGAUUCCUACGAAUUGUCGUGUGUGUCAAUGCUUUGGGCAGGGGAAUCACCAAUGCUCUGCUUUUGAGUUGAUACAUGUGUCAGUGUGACGAUGUGAAACAGAGAUUUUGAUCCGAUUCAGGAAUGUUCAAAGAGAAAAUUGAUAAUAUGACACACGUUUCUUGGAA